Medioppia subpectinata is the source of this 2704-nucleotide messenger RNA. NCBI's taxonomy places the organism in Eukaryota, Metazoa, Arthropoda, Arachnida, Sarcoptiformes, Oppiidae. The record is from the annotation of a GenBank genome assembly.
UAUGAAGGAUCUCAUUUUACAGAAAACUACACCUGAAAAAUCCACAAAAAAUGUCUUAUUUGUAAACCAUAAGCAUUCCAAUUUGAAGAUCAAUGAGGAGUCAUAUGUUUUUGUCGGGAAUUCUAUGCUUUUUCUUUGUGAAUUUGAUUCAGAGGUUAAUAUAGAACAUGUUCAAGCAAAUAAAAUUCAGAGAGAGUUUUUGAAUAAAAAUUUGGGCUCUGAAAUUUCUCUUCUUCCAUUCGAUUCAAAAUAUAUCGAGGAAAUAAAAAUUGCUAAAUUCAAAGUUGAAGUUCAGGCACUUGUUAAUUUAGAGAUUGAUGCAGUAGAAUUUACGGAAUACUUAAAGAGGGAAAUCCAUAAAAUCCCCUUAAAUUUCAACCAGAAGCUAAUUAUUCCAUAUUCCGGAACCAAACUUAUUCUUACGGUGGAGGAUAUUCUGUUUGAUGAGCCAAAUGCAUUUGGUGUUAUUUCUGAAAAUACGGAAAUAUUUAUUAGCUCUACAUCAUCAAGAAUUAGUAUAAAAAACAGUAAUCUUCAAAGUAAUCUCCUCAAGCCAAACUUCAGUUUUGAAAAGUUAGAAAUAGGUGGCCUGAAAAAGGAAUUUGAACAAAUGUUUAGAAGAGCUUUCGUUCAACGUCUAUUCGAUCCAGAUACAAUUAAAAAAAUGGGUAUACCGCAUGUAAAGGGCAUUAUGCUAUAUGGACCACCAGGUACCGGUAAGACAUUGAUUGCUAGAAAAUUAGGCUCUCUUCUAAAUGCCUUGCCCCCUAAAAUCGUUAAUGGGCCAGAGAUUCUAAACAAGUAUGUGGGACAGAGUGAAGAGAACAUUAGAAAGUUAUUCCAUGAAGCAGAGGAAGAUUAUAAGUCCAAGAAAGAAAAUAGCCCAUUACACAUAAUUAUUUUUGAUGAAAUUGAUGCAAUAUGUAAAAAGAGGGGGUCUGAUUCCACUGGAGUGGGUGAUCAAGUAGUAAAUCAACUCCUCAGUAAAAUCGAUGGUGUUGAAAGCUUAAAUAACAUUUUGGUUAUUGGUAUGACCAAUAGAUUAGAUCUGAUCGAUGAGGCCUUACUCAGACCUGGUAGAUUUGAAAUUCAUCUGGAAAUUUCCCUGCCAGAUGAAUCAAGUAGGCUAGAAAUAUUCCAAAUCCAUACCAAACAAAUGAUUGGAAAUCGAUUUAUGAACGAUGAUGUUGAUCUGAAGCAGCUUUCUUCUUUUACUAAAAACUACACUGGUGCAGAAAUUUCAGCGGUUGUAAGGGGAGCAGGUUCGUUCGCUCUUGAAAGGAAGGUUAGGAGUGAAGGGGAUAAAACAGUUGUGGAGAACGAUAAGAUCAAUAUUACAAUGGCUGAUAUGAUGGAGGCAUUGAAUGAGACGAAACCCGCAUUCGGUGUAUUUUAUGAAACAGACCAGUUUAUAGCUGCAAUAAAUCUGGGAAAUGGACUUUUGACUAAAUUGAAGAAUACCAACCUAUACAAUACCAGCUCUCUACUCUUGUAUGGAGCUACUGGAACAGGAAAGACUACACUUGCAGUUCGAAUCGCCAUUAAUAGCCAGUUUCCGUUUAUUAAGAUUAUAAGCCCUAAGGAUUUGGUUGGAAUGAAUGAAUAUGAAAAGGUUAAUUUCAUAAAGGGGAGAUUUUCCGAUGCAUAUAAAUCUGAGGAAUCAAUUAUUAUAUUAGACGAAAUUGAGUCACUGAUAGAGUAUGUCAAUAUUGGUCCGCGAUUCAGCAAUAUUGUAUUGCAGGCCCUGAAAAUAUUUAUUAAACAUGAGGGGAAAAAGAAGCUUUUUGUUUUUGGGACAACCUCAAUUCCUGACGUAAUGAAAGAAUGUGGGAUUUUAGACUGUUUCACAGAAACUACACAGAUAUAUCCCUGUGACAAGCUAGACUAUGAAAGAUUAUCUCUACAGAACUCUGACUUCAAUGAAAUUGAUUUUACACCAGGGUUGACAAUGAAGAGACUAUUGUCGAUGCUGCCUGAAGCUGAUAACUCAACCAAAAUUGGAAAAAACAUCUACAAAAUUCUUGUGAAAUCUGGAGUUGAAGUUCCUGUUAUUAAUGAUCCCUUUAUUGACCUGGAAUAUCUAAAGUAUCUAUUGAAGCAUGAUUCUGUUUUCUAUAGUGAAAGCCAAUCGAUAGAAAUAGAAGGAGAUUCUGUGAUUUACCAAGGGUUUAAAACAGUUUUAAGUCGAGAAAGAAGUCCAAAAGACAUUCCCUGGGAGAAAUAUGGCAUAGACUAUGUUAUCGAAUCGAGUGGUGUAUUUUUAGAUACAGAAAGUUGUGGAGAACACAAAUGUAAAAAGGUCUUUCUAACCGCUCCCUCCACAGAUAUUAAGAUUACAGGUGCUGCUAAGGCAGUAAGCCAUGUAAUUCCGGAGUUAAAAGGCAAAAUUGAUGGAAUGGCUUUUAGAGUUCCUGUGCAAAAUGCUUCAGUUGUCGACUUAGUGGUAAGGGUUGAAAAGGAGACUAGUUUACAACAGAUUGCCGAAGACAUUAGAAAACAAUCUGGAGUUAUUGAGUUGACUACUGAAGAGAUUGUUAGCUCUGACAUUAUAGGAAAUUCGAGAAGUUCUAUCUUUGAUUUGAAUGCAUCCAUUCAACUUAAUCCAAAGUUUUUUAAGUUGAUCUGCUGGUAUGAUAAUGAGCAUGGAUAUUCCUGCAGAGUUGUAGAUUUGGUGAAAUACAUUGACACCCAAAAUAACAGUGAA